Messenger RNA from Cheilinus undulatus (humphead wrasse), 2391 nucleotides. It is a transcript of the gene sytl3, whose product is annotated as synaptotagmin-like 3. Lineage: Eukaryota; Metazoa; Chordata; Actinopteri; Labriformes; Labridae. Bases 210 to 1610 code for a protein of 466 amino acids. Gene Ontology annotation, cellular component: plasma membrane; exocytic vesicle. The transcript is spliced from 13 exons. Gene Ontology annotation, molecular function: neurexin family protein binding; small GTPase binding. Gene Ontology annotation, biological process: intracellular protein transport; exocytosis. The record is from RefSeq and is a predicted model, not a curated record.
AACUGAGAUGUGAACUAUUUGAAAAUAAGAUUCUUUUAUGACUUUUAAAGACUAUAGAGGAGGCGUGCAUCCAGUAAAACUGGGAGGGCAAAGAGAAGAGGAGGAGGAGUCAGGAGCAGAGAGAAAAGAGUGAAGCAGAGAGACAGAAAGGCAGAGAGAAGAGGACCGGAGAGAGUGACAAACAGAAGACUACAGACUAUUUUUUAAAGAUGGAUUUAAGUUUGCUCCUAGUUAUGGAGAGGGAACAAGUCCUGGAGGUUCUUCGGAGAGACAAACAGCUGCGUAUCAUUGAGGAGAACAGAGUAAGGAAGAUGAAAUGCGAGCUCCAGGAGCUGCGAAGAAGAGGUGCAAAGAGCUACACAAGACAAUACGGUGAGCGGACGUGCGCGCGCUGUCAGAGGACACUGGGAAAGUUCUGGAACUCUGGCGCAGUGUGCACGGGCUGCAGCCACCGCAUCUGUAGGAGGUGUCGCGUGAGCAAGGGGGCUGCGGACUGGAAGUGCACUGUGUGCCAUGCAUACAGGGAGGUGAAGAUUAGGUCUGGAGAGUGGUUCUUGGAGCAGCAGGCAAACAAAUUUCCUGCCAUCACAGACAAAUAUGAGACAGUUGGGGAGAAACUUUUAAAGACCUAUGGUGUGCUGAGUCAUAUAUCAAUUGUACCUCCCACUCCUACAUCCAAUGUGGAGUAUCCAUUUCUGAGCAGAUCUGGGGAUUUUAAAAGCUCAAAACCCCUCAACAGAUCUUUGGAAAAUCUGAUGUUUUCUGCCACUGGCAACAUUAAAAAGAUCUCCACAUCUCAGAGUGACCUGCUGCGUGUUGAGAACAGCUGGAGAGGUUCAACCAUCAACUGCAGCAGCCAGAAGAGUCUGUCUGACACCGACAUCAACAAAUCCAAACAUCUCUUUAAAGUGCCCAGUCUUCCAAACCUGUUCAAGAAAAGCAAAGACAGUGACCAGGAGAGCUCCUCCACCGGGGCAGAAGAAGAAACUUCCGGUGGUUCUGAGUACUCUGUAGGAAAGAGAAGUAGCUCCAGCAGCAUCAGCACAGACUGCAGCCUCUACGACAUUGUCAGUGUUUCAGGAGAGCUGGAGCUCGCUCUGGCCUACGACAGCAGGUCAUCAUGUCUGGAGAUCACAGUCAGCGCCUGUAGAAAUCUCAUGUGUGGAGAUGUCAAGAGGAAGAAGUGCAACCCAUACGUCAAACUGUACGUGCUGCCAGACAAGACCGGCAAAAUGAAGACAGCAGUCAAGAAAAACACAAUUGAUCCAGUUUUUGAUGAAGUUUUAAAGUGCCACAUAGAGCGCCCCCUGCUGUUUGGAAAGAGACUGCAGGCCACUGUGUGGCAUUCAGGAACCCUGAGGAGGAAAGUAUUUCUGGGUGAGGUCCUGAUCCCGCUGGACGGCUUGCAGUUUGAGGACAAAUCCUCCCAGCACUUCAACUGGUACCCUUUGUGUCCAAAGGCUGAGCAUCCAGAGGGGGGUGCUGUGGAGCAGAGCGGAGGAGAUCUGAUGAUCAGAGGAAAGUUUCCCUCCAACAGUCAUGGUGAGCUCCUGCGGCUCAGCUCACUGAAACGACUGCAAGACAAAGGCACCGCUCACCACAUCAUCUGAUAUACUACUUUCCUGAAUAUAUGUUUAUAUAUGUCUGUAUUUUCACAGGAUAAAAAACAUCUGUAAAACUUCUUUCAUGCUGUAUCAAAGCAGGUUACAACUUAGUUGUGAUGCCGCUAACUGUCAGCUUUAAAAAAAAAAAAAAAAGAAGGAAAAGAAAAGCAUGAAUGUAUUAUUUGUAUAGUUUUUAUGCUUUAUAAUUUAUUUUCUGUCUUAUUUUUUGUAAACUAUUUAUUCUAAUAAUUUCUAAUUCUCAAUGAAAAUUUGUUUUAAUGGACUUUAUAUAUAAACAUGCUUUGUUUUGAUUCAAAGGUACGGUAUGCAGAAUUAUUUGCACUGAAAAGUCUACAUCAGCCUUUUACAAACAUUGCUUUGCUUUGGUUUAAUUUGAGACCGGAAAAUCUUCUGUGGCCUUUGUUCAACCAUAACAUGAGAUUUAUUUAUCUUUCAUAAACAGGGGAAUUCAAUGCAAAUGCUUUGCUUUCAGAUAAAUUAACAUUAUUCAGAAAUUGUUUGUGGAGUCACAAAGCACUCUUUUUAGCCACUGCUAUUUAUUUUGUAAAAAUCAGGCAUCUACAAAGUCACUUUAUUUUUCUUUUCUAAUUUUUUAUUUCUGUUAAUGUUCUUUGCAACCAAGAAUACUCUUUUCAAGUACCAUUAAUGUCUCUGAAGACACUGAUUAAGUGUAAAAUCAGAUGCACCAGUUAAUCCAUCACCCGUUGAAGUGGUUGUAUACAUGAGACAAAAUAAAUGAUUAAAAGGCGAUAUGAGUCAAAACCCC